GUUUAUACACCUCUCCCUGGUAAUACUGAGGAGCCUUGGGGACUGAUGUAUAUGAACAUAGUGGUGAAAACUAUGACAAAUUUGGACGAGUCCCCAUGAUUGAAUCCUGGUAACUGUAUAUAGAGCUACUGACAGACAAGAGCACUCUCUGUCUCUCGCCUUGUGCUGGUCUGUGCCACCUUGGGACUCAAGCAUCAAAAACACCACCAUCAGUGGCUGCAGAAGGUUUCUGCCAGUCUUUGUGAACUUCCAAAACAUGUUCUCCUUUGGACUUCACUAAGAAUUUCUGGACUGCCUAGGAAAUGAGAAACUGAACUGUGGAAUUUGUAUUCAGGAAGUUAUACAAUAGUGUAUGCGGAAGCUUAAGACAUACAAUCACAAAUCAACAUAUUCAGAAGUGCAUUUGCAGCAUUGCUGAAGUCCACAAGACCCAAAGAGAACCACCAUGAGAAAAAAGACAAUUUUGCUUUUGACUAUGGGGUCCCUAGGAGCCUAUUAUGUUUAUACUCCUCUCCCCAAUAAUAUUGAGGAACCGUGGAGACUGAUGGGCAUGAUUGCAGUAUCCAAUACAAUAACAAAUUUGUUUCUGUUUGCUGAAUUCUUAGGAAUCAACCAUUUUAUGAACAUCGCAAUGUUUUUCAUUUUCCUUAUCGAAGUCCCACCCACAUCUGAUGAAAAUGUCACUGUGACAGAGGCAACAUUCAACGGCAUUCCCGUCCGCGUGUAUGUUCCUAGAAGAAAGUCUGAGACGCUGAGAAGGGGCUUGUUUUAUAUUCACGGUGGCGGCUGGUGUUUGGGAAGUGCUGCUAUGCUUUCUUAUGACUUUCUCUCAAGAAACACAGCAAAUAGGCUCGAUGCUGUUGUCAUUUCAACCAACUACAGACUAGCACCUAAAUAUCAUUUUCCCAUUCAAUUUGAGGAUGUGUAUCGUGCAUUAAGCUGGUUUUUAAGGAGAGAUAUUCUUGAAAAAUACGGUGUGGAUCCUGAGAGAGUUGGUGUUUCUGGCGACAGUGCUGGUGGGAAUUUAGCCGCAGCAGUGACUCAGCAGCUCCUUGAGGAUCCAAAUGUCAAGGUCAAACUCAAGACCCAGUCUUUAAUAUAUCCUGCACUUCAGAAUCUUGAUCUGGAUUUACCAUCGUAUCGAGAAAACUCCCAUUUUCCAAUUCUGCCCAAAUCACUGGCAGCCAGGUACUGGAGUGAAUACUUUACCACAGACAGAUCACUUGAAAAGGCCUUGCUCCUCAAUCAGCAUGUCCCAGUGGACUCAAGUCACCUGUUCAAAUUUGUUAAUUGGAGUUCCUUGCUCCCUGAGGAGUUUAAGAAAGGACACUUCUAUAACACUCCAACCUAUGGCAGUUCUGAACUGGCCCAAAAAUACCCGGGGUUCCUAGAUGUGAGGGCUGCACCCCUGCUGGCUGAUGACACCCAAAUGCGUGGCUUACCCCGGACCCAUGUCAUGACCUGUCAGUAUGAUGUCUUAAGAGAUGAUGGGGUCAUGUAUGUUACCCGACUCAGGAACAAUGGUGUUCAAGUGACUCACACUCACAUAGAGGAUGGAUUCCACAGAGCCAUUUCAUUUCUGAAUUUAAAAAUUUGUUACAGGAUGAUAAAUCAAUAUAUUGAUUGGCUAAGGGAAAAUCUAUAGUAGCAA
Molecule: messenger RNA, 1651 nt
Organism: Lepus europaeus (European hare)
Lineage: Eukaryota; Metazoa; Chordata; Mammalia; Lagomorpha; Leporidae
Product: arylacetamide deacetylase-like
Exons: 7
Coding region: 446-1645 (399 amino acids)
Biological process (GO): positive regulation of triglyceride catabolic process
Cellular component (GO): endoplasmic reticulum membrane
Molecular function (GO): serine hydrolase activity; triacylglycerol lipase activity
Source: RefSeq, a predicted model, not a curated record